AAACCUUGUUAUGAUUAUAUAAACUUGUUGACCAGCUGUAACAUAUAGUUUUUAUAUUCACUAAUAACACUCUUAAAAUCUAAUAAAAAUUCCCAACUUCAUAAGAUUUGGUCUUCUGUUGCAGGCCUUUUUUUUUUUGUUUUGGGUAAGGGAUGUUGUAGACCUAUGGUAAGUAACAUCCUGGACAUGGGCUGGUCUGAUAUUGUUUGUAAUUAGUUGGAUACAUGCUUUAGGAGCUGCCAAGGAGCUGAAAGGGUCUCAUAUUCUUUUAAUAAAAUUUCUACAAAACCAACCGAAAACUGGGCAAGCUAAAGCCAAGAGACCUCCUAAACAGAGCAAUAUCAAUGGCGGAGGAUCAGAAAGUAGAUACCCAACUCUUUCAGCUCCUUUCCAAUCUCCUUAACCAGGUUGAAGAAUUAACCAACCAAGAAGAAGUCGAAUUGCGAUCCAAGAUCGAAGCCCUCGGAUUAGAGGUUACAAAAGUUCCUUCAAAAUCGACACAGCAUUUGAAUGAGCUAGAGAUAGCCAAAGAGUUGGAUAAACUAUCAGCCAAGCUGGAUGAUGUGGACGAAAUGAUAUCUUCAGCAAUGGCAGCAGAUCCUGAGGUGCAGUCUCUCUUGAGUGGUACUGCUGAUGUAUGGAUGCCAGUUAUCACUGCUACAGCCGAUGAGAGACGAAAUUUUACAGCAUCAAUUGGAGAUGAUAACUCCGAAAAACAAGCGAAAAGUUCCUCCGAGUAGUCCAAUAUAUUUAUUUAAGAUUUUCAAUUUUCAUGUUUACCUUGUCUACCAAACUUUGGCUUUCAAUGUUUGCUGGCUUUUGAACUAAAUAAACAUUCUUCUUCCCAAA
Messenger RNA from Ziziphus jujuba (common jujube), 849 nucleotides. RefSeq lists its product as uncharacterized. The transcript is spliced from 4 exons. NCBI's taxonomy places the organism in Eukaryota, Viridiplantae, Streptophyta, Magnoliopsida, Rosales, Rhamnaceae. The record is from RefSeq and is a predicted model, not a curated record. The coding region runs from base 345 to 740 and encodes 131 amino acids.